Molecule: messenger RNA, 1439 nt
Organism: Rana temporaria (common frog)
Lineage: Eukaryota; Metazoa; Chordata; Amphibia; Anura; Ranidae
Product: zinc finger protein OZF-like
Exons: 6
Coding region: 85-1320 (411 amino acids)
Biological process (GO): regulation of transcription by RNA polymerase II
Molecular function (GO): DNA-binding transcription factor activity, RNA polymerase II-specific; RNA polymerase II cis-regulatory region sequence-specific DNA binding
Source: RefSeq, a predicted model, not a curated record
ACACAGGAAGGUCACACUAUCCCUCACCAUCAUCAGAGAGAAGAGCUGAAAUACAUUAAAGUUGAAACUGAAGAGGAAGAAAAGAUGAUUGUUAGUGGAGAACAGCAUUCUAUGGAGAACGUCUAUCCUCCGUAUUCCCAGGAUUUCACAAAGGAAGAACCCAGCAUCUCUCAGGAUGAAGAACUGAAAGACAUCAAAGUUGAGGUAAAAGAGGAAGAAAAAGAGACGAUGGUGAGUGGGGAUCGGCAGUCUAAGGAGGAGCGGGAGAUGAUUAUGGAAAGUGAACAGGCGGAAUCUUCACUUUGUAUCGACACAAGUGGACACUACGUCUCGAAAAAUAUAUCUUCAGAAUAUAAAGCCACAUCACAAUGUUCUCCCGGAGUAAAACGCAUUACACAAAUAAUACAUCAUAAAACCUAUCAAAUGGAGAGAUCCUGGGAUUUCUCUGAUCCUGAGGAAUCUUCUGAUGAUCCACAUACUAUUAUUAUUGAAUCUCACAGUACAGAUAAAUCAACAGAUCCAUCAAAUCCAGAGGAAUCUUCUUUAAACCAUGAAGGAUCUCACACAGGAGAGCGCUCCUUGUCACGUAGAAUGUCUGGGAAAGCUUUGAAAGAAACUGGAGAGCCUCCUAUACAACAGAAACGUUAUAAGCCUUACUCAUGUCCGGAGUGUGGGAAAUAUUUCAAUCAGAAUAGAGCCUUAAUUAUUCACGUGAGAUCUCACACAGGAGAACGUCCUUUCUCAUGUUCUGACUGCGGUAAAUGUUUUAGUGACAAAGGAUAUCUUCUUAAUCACCAGAAACUUCACACUGGAGAGCGUCCUUAUUCAUGUUCAGAAUGUGGGAAAGGUUUCAUUAAGAAAGGAACCCUUCUUAUACACCAAAGAAUUCAUACGGGUGAGUAUCCCUACGCAUGUUCAGAGUGUGGGAAAUGUUUUAGUUGUAAGGAAGUACUUACUCGACACCUGAGAAUACACACGGGUGAGCAUCCCUAUUCAUGUCCAGAGUGUGGGAAGAAUUUCAAAUGGAAAGGAAAUCUUCUUAUACACCAGAGAAUACACACGGGUGAGCGUCCUUUCUCAUGUUCAGAGUGUGGGAAAGGUUUCAUUCAGAAAGACAACCUUCUUGUACACCAGAGAAGUCACACAGGUGAGCGUCCUUUCUCAUGUUCAGAGUGUGGGAAAGGUUUCAUGCAGAAAGACAACCUUCUUAUACACCAGAGAAGUCACACGGGUGAGCGUCCUUAUUCGUGUUCAGUGUGCGGGAAAAGUUUCCCCCAGAAAUGUGUCCUCAACCGACAUCAGAAAAUUCAUGCAGACUAACAACCUUUUUUACAUUCAGAUGGAGAAAUGGAGAUUGGGGCAAGAGUGACCACCAGAGAACGUGUGUGUCCUACCUUGUAUUUAGAAUGUUUCGAUUAAAGAAAAUCACUUAUUGUACA